Polychytrium aggregatum is the source of this 330-nucleotide messenger RNA. RefSeq lists its product as uncharacterized. The coding region runs from base 93 to 311 and encodes 72 amino acids. The record is from RefSeq and is a predicted model, not a curated record. Lineage: Eukaryota; Fungi; Chytridiomycota; Chytridiomycetes; Polychytriales. The transcript has a single exon.
CGGGGUCGAGAGGGCAAUGUGAGACUUUGGCAAGGUGAUUGGAAGACGCAGAACUGAGCUGAAUAGAGAGGGCUGGAGAGGCAACCGAUAAAAUGUCAAUAUGCGAGUGUGCAACCGUGGUCUGGGUUCUCGCCUUGAGCACCAGACUGCUGUGUUCGAAAAACAAUGUCAUGCGCGAAGCUCCAGACAGGGACACACAUAGUUGGCGCCAAGCUGACACAUGCCGUCGGCAGUCAGGAGGACCGCAGAACUCGCAUCGCAACUCCAUCGCCCCUGUUGGUGCAUGGCCCCCGUUGCUCCGAAAGCACUGACACAGUCACGAUGCUCUGC